AUGGCAGCUAAAUCCCCCGUUGCUCUCAUCCUAGGCGCAGGCCCAAACAUCGGACAAUCUACUGUCCGCAAGUUCGCCUCGAAGGGCUACAGAGUCGCACUUGCAUCCCGUUCGCUCAAAGAGUCGAACAGCACCGACGGUCAACUCCACAUCCCGAGUGAUUUUACCAAGCCAGCCGAUGUCAUCAGUGCUUUCAACAAGGUCAAGGAGACGUUCGGCAUCCCAAGUGUAGUUGUCUACAAUGCUAGUAGAUCAAGUCGCACUCCACCAGAUGAUCCCUUCGCCCUGGACUUCGAUGUUUUCAGUGCCGAUCAAAUUGUCAACGUCAACAGCUUCUUCAUCGCUGCACAGCAAGCAGUCAAUGGCUUCGCGCAACUCCCAUCGUCAGCCUCACGGACUUUCAUCUACACCGGUAAUGUCCUCAACGUUUCCAUGAUCCCAGGGUUUUUGGCCCAGGGCGCUGGGAAAUCUGCUGCCGCAUACAUGAUCUGGACGGCUUCGGCAGCCUACAAAGAUCGUGGGUACAAAUUCUACUAUGCUGAUGAGCGCAAGUCGGGUGGAGCGCCGAAGUAUGUUGUUGAUGGAGAGGCGCACGCAGAUAUCUUCUGGGAGUUGUCUCAACACAAAGAACAGGGCCCUUGGAUGCAGACUUUUGUCAAGGGCGAGGGGUACCAGAGUUUUGACACGAUCUACAAGCCUCUUUGA
This is a messenger RNA of Fusarium sp. VM40, 705 nucleotides long. The record is from the annotation of a GenBank genome assembly. Lineage: Eukaryota; Fungi; Ascomycota; Sordariomycetes; Hypocreales; Nectriaceae.